AUGAAGUCUUUAGUAUCCCCUGCUAAAGCCUGGUUUUGUACCGUACUUUCUGCAUUUGGUGUGAUAAUCCUAUCCGUGAUUGGCCACCUAUUUAAUGUGAACCAUGAAGCUUUUGUUGGCUCUAUAAACGAUCCGAAGGAUGGUCCUGCGGUCGCUCAUACUGUCUUCCUGGCAGCCGCUGUAUACCUGAUAUUUUUCCUCUUCUGCGGGACACAGAUAUAUUUUAGCCGUCGUAAUUCGACGAUAGAACUACGCUAG
Messenger RNA from Eremothecium sinecaudum, 258 nucleotides. RefSeq lists its product as uncharacterized. Gene Ontology annotation, molecular function: RNA endonuclease activity. Bases 1 to 258 code for a protein of 85 amino acids. The transcript is spliced from 3 exons. The record is from RefSeq and is a predicted model, not a curated record. Lineage: Eukaryota; Fungi; Ascomycota; Saccharomycetes; Saccharomycetales; Saccharomycetaceae.